This is a messenger RNA of Physella acuta, 354 nucleotides long. Its product is annotated as small ribosomal subunit protein mS40-like. The record is from RefSeq and is a predicted model, not a curated record. Gene Ontology annotation, biological process: mitochondrial translation. Gene Ontology annotation, cellular component: mitochondrion; ribosome. Gene Ontology annotation, molecular function: structural constituent of ribosome. NCBI's taxonomy places the organism in Eukaryota, Metazoa, Mollusca, Gastropoda, Physidae.
AUGAACAGUGAAGCUUUUGUUAAAGUUUAUGGAGAUAAGCCUGUGUGGUUUCAUUACAGGAGAAAUCAUAAAGGUCGAAUUCCCCCAAGAACCAGAAAGAAUUGCAUUAGAAAUGGUCACAUAGACACAGCAAGUCCCUGUCCUAUUUGUCGAGAUGAAUAUCUCAAAAACUCUAAACUGCUGGAGCAGUUCAUAUCACCUUACACAGGAGAAAUUUUGGAUUCCCGGCAAAUUGGCUUGUGCCAAAAACAGCAUAAAACAUUGUUGGUUGAAAUAUUUAAGGCUUGGGAUGGAGGUGAAGUUGAAGCACCUAUUCCCUUCCGUACAUAUAACUAUGAUGAUUACAAGAGCUGA